Microthlaspi erraticum is the source of this 1395-nucleotide messenger RNA. The record is from the annotation of a GenBank genome assembly. NCBI's taxonomy places the organism in Eukaryota, Viridiplantae, Streptophyta, Magnoliopsida, Brassicales, Brassicaceae.
AUGAAGUUGAAUCAUUUAGCCCUCUUUUUCUCUCUCGUUGUGUUUCUGACCAUUUCCGUAGUGAGCCAUGCCGGAGUCACCAGCAGCUACGUCAGAGUUGCUGAACCUUCCGAAGAGAUGGCACUCGAAGUCUUCCCUCCCCCUUCCGGCUACAACGCUCCUGAACAAGUUCAUAUAACGCAAGGUGAUCACAACGGUCGAGCUAUGAUAAUCUCGUGGGUGACACCGGUAAACGAUGAUGGUUCCAACAUCGUCAAUUACUGGGUCGCCGGUACUAACGAAACUACAAAGUUGAGCGUUGAAGCCUCUACGACAUCCUACAGAUACUUUGACUACACCUCUGGUUUUCUUCACCAUGCCACCAUCAAAGGGCUUGAGUACGAUACUAAGUAUUUCUACGAGCUUGGAUCCGGUCGUUCCACUAGACAAUUCAACUUCAUGACACCUCCGAAAGUCGGUCCUGAUGUUCCUUACACAUUCGGCAUCAUUGGUGAUUUGGGACAAACCUAUGCCUCUAACCAGACACUGGCCAAUUACAUGUCGAACCCUAAAGGUCAAGCGGUGCUUAUGGUCGGAGACUUGUCAUACGCCGAUGACCACCCGAACCACGACCAAAGGAAAUGGGACUCGUACGGCCGAUUUGUGGAACCGAGCGCUGCGUAUCAGCCUUGGAUCUGGGCUGCAGGGAACCAUGAGAUUGAUUACGAUGCUAACAUAGGAGAGACUCAGGCCUUCAAGCCAUACAUGAAUCGUUACAACGUUCCCUACAAAGCAUCGCAGAGCACUUCUCCGCUUUGGUACUCAAUCAAACGAGCCUCCGCUUACAUCAUCGUACUCUCAUCUUACUCAGCUUUUGACAAGUACACACCGCAAAACUCGUGGCUGGAGAGUGAGCUCAAGAAAGUGAACAGAGAAGAGACUCCAUGGCUUUUUGUUCUUGUUCACGCGCCGUGGUACAACAGCAACAAUUAUCACUACAUGGAAGGUGAAAGCAUGAGAGUCACGUUCGAGCCAUGGUGUGUCGAAAACAAAGUCGAUAUCGUCUUCGCUGGUCAUGUUCAUGCUUACGAGCGAUCAGAGCGUGUCUCCAACAUUAAGUACAAUAUCACUGAUGGUUUAAGUUAUCCGGUGAAAAAUCCAUCUGCUCCGAUUUACAUCACCAUUGGAGAUGGAGGCAACAUCGAAGGAAUCGCUAACGAUUUCACUUAUCCUCAACCAAGUUACUCAGCGUACCGGGAGGCGAGUUUUGGACACGCUAUGCUAGAGAUAAAGAACCGUACUCACGCCCUUUACACUUGGCAUAGGAACCAAGAUAACGAGCCUGUGGUCGCGGAUUCUCUAUGGGUGAAGAACCGACACUUCUUGCCGGAGGAGGACGAGGCUGUUUCCGUCUGA